This is a messenger RNA of Trichechus manatus latirostris (Florida manatee), 351 nucleotides long. RefSeq names its product secreted frizzled-related protein 1-like. NCBI's taxonomy places the organism in Eukaryota, Metazoa, Chordata, Mammalia, Sirenia, Trichechidae. The transcript has 2 exons. Gene Ontology annotation, molecular function: protein binding. The record is from RefSeq and is a predicted model, not a curated record. The coding region runs from base 1 to 351 and encodes 116 amino acids.
AUGAGCAUCUCCAGCUCCAUGGUCUUGGCACUGAGGAUGAAAAUAAAGGAAGUGAAGAAGGAAAAUGGUGACAAGAAGAUCAUCCCCAAAAAGAAGAAGCCCCUAAAGCUGGGACCCAUCAACAAGAAGGAACUGAAGAAGCUCGUCUUGUACCUGAAGAACGGGGCCGACUGCCCCUGCCACCAGCUGGACAACCUCAGCCACCAUUUUCUCAUCAUGGGCCGGAAAGUGAAGAGCCAGUACUUGCUGACAGCCAUCCACAAGUGGGACAAGAAAAACAAGGAAUUCAAAAACUUCAUGAAGAAAAUGAAAAAUCAUGAAUGUCCGACUUUUCAGUCGGUCUUUAAGUGA